AUGAUGAACAAGAUGCCACCUCCUCAAGCUCAAGACCCAGCUCUCGCGCAGGCAGCGACCAGCACACCAUUCAGCACAGGAUCUGGGUCUCACAAUCUCUAUCAAACGCAAUAUACCCAAGGCCACUACAAGCCCUACCUUGCAGCCGACCUCGUGAAUGUCGCCAUCAUCCCCUUUGACGAUUUCUUCCGCUGCGCCUUCAAUUUCGACAAAGGCAAAAACGAAGGGUUGUCUGCCAAGUUCGACGCGAUCGCCACCUCGCAGGAAUGCAACAGGCUACUUGAUAGGUACAAGGACGAGGUCGGGCAUGAGACGGAGCGGUACGGCCCUUUCAACAACCUUGCGAACCACAUUCUUGCCGAAUUGUGGGGAGUGCUUCCCGAUAGCAGACCUAAGAAUCUGGUUGUCUGUCGAAACGACCAUGUCUCAGUGAAGGGCUCGACUGCUCAACAAAGUCCAGACUGCGUCGCAGUUCCAGAGAGCGUAUUAUCGGGUCAUCCAGACAGAAUGUCGUGCGACAACCUGUCCAAGGGAGGACCGACUGAGGCGGCUUUCCACUGGGAUGAACUGCCCACCUUCAUAGAAUUCAAAAUGGAAGUGAAAAACCUUCAUACUAUUCCGUUAGAAUCGUCGACGAAGGUGCCAUCAGCCCCGGCAGGCAGAGCAAGUGGAUCGAAAACUGGCUCGUCUUCUAGCGAAGCGGUGUCGAGAAAACCUAGUCGAACAUCGACGCCCACAUCGACGCCCGGUCUCAUCCCUUCGCCGACAAUCGCUCUUUCACCUGCAUUUGGACCGACGCAGAGCACUACCGGGAGCACGUCGACUAGUACUGGCAGAAGCACAUCUUCGUCGAAGCGACUCCGGGAGGACGAUAAAGACAGCGUGCGGAAGCGGGCAAGAAAGGACGAGGAUUCACCAGCGACGACGAGGGCAGACACGCUGAUGCAGUGCGCGAGCUAUGCGCUGGAGAUGUUGUCGCAUGGCGGUUUUCGGACCCACGUUCUUGGUGUCCUCGUCACGGAUGACAAGCUCGAGCUGCUGUAUUACGACCACUCGAUUACCAUCCGAUCGGAGAGUGUCUGCUUUACGCAGGACACGGCCUCACUCGUCGCCUUACUUUAUUGCAUGCAGAUGUUAACGCCAGCAGGAUGGGGCUAUGUGGAUGUGAUAGGGCCACCCCCGCUUGGCAAAUCCUCCAAUACUUCUGGACCCUCCGUUUCUCCCGAUCCUCUUGUUUCUACCGAUCCUUCCACCGCGCAGGAUGAACUGCGCACAACGCGUUCGAAAUCCAAACCUUCCGUGCCAGGUUACCGUCAACCACUCCACGGUACUCACCUGCAUCUCCAGAAUGGCCAAGUUUUGGAGUUGGGCGAGCUUAUCUUCCGUCAGCACGCGCUGAUUGGUCGAGGGUCCUGCGUUGUCUGUGGGAAGGCGGAAAAUAGCCAUGAAUGGGCGGACAAACCACUCGUCGUCAAGUUCAGCUUUACGCCUGUCACUCGGAUCUCUGAAGGCGCGAUGCUCGAGAAGAUUGUCGAGCUUGCCAAGGGAGACACUGAGAAUGUCGGGAUGUUGGCGCAUCUUCCAGAUGUGCUUCAUCACGAAGCGGUUCCACCGGGUGACGUGCAAUCGCGUUUCUCAGCGUGGCUCAAGAAUCAAGGGAUCGGUUACGAGGACAGGAGAUUGCAGAUCCUGGUGAUGACGGAGCUGUUUUCGAUCAAGGAGUUGCGGUCGACUGCGGCCAUCGCACCAGUUUUCAGGGAUGUUUUCAAAUGCUACAAGUGGCUGCAUGAAGUGGCCCAAGUCAUCCAUCGGGACGUCAGCUUGAAUAACAUUAUGUAUCGGAAGAAGGAAGACGGUUCGGCCUGUGGGGUGCUCAGCGACUUUGAUCUGGCACUUUUCCUCUCAGAGAACAAAGCAGCAGCCUCGACCUCGACACAGCGAACGGGGACAAAGCCGUACAUGGCGAUUGACCUAUUGGACAAUCCCAAGGUUACACUUUUGCAUCGAUACCGUCACGAUCUGGAGUCGCUGUUCUAUGUUCUCGUGUGUCUCACAACUCAUGAGGACAACAAAGACAUCCUCGCUUGGCCCGCCCUUGGAUGGCAAGAGUUGGCUGUUGCGAAGAGAGAAUUUCUGCGUUCAGAACUGCCUGUGCCUGUCCCGGAGUUCACCACGGUCGUGCUUUGGACUCUAGAAAUGGCGGAAAUGUUUCGUUUGGGUUACGACGCCAGAACGGCACAUCGGAACGCUCUGCUACUUCGAAGAUUCUACCCACAACAACAAACCGAGAUUCCGAGCACAUCUAUGCCAGAAUUCAAGGAGGAGACACUUGGAGGGCACGUAGAUUUCGACAAAUUCGAAGCAAUACUUGAAAUUAAGAUUGACCAGUAA
This is a messenger RNA of Cyclocybe aegerita, 2391 nucleotides long. The record is from the annotation of a GenBank genome assembly. Lineage: Eukaryota; Fungi; Basidiomycota; Agaricomycetes; Agaricales; Hemipholiotaceae.